GUUGAUCGCACGAAGAACGACGAAGAAGCACCAAGCAGUUCGGUUCUUCUGUCACCAUCAUCAACAACAAGUCAACAAACCGGAUCGUUCCCCAUCUUUGAAUCGUGCGGUGCUAGUAGUGUGUUGUGUCUUGUUAUCAAAAUUGUGUAGUAAAGGUACCCGUGCAAAGAUGACUUCAUUGGCAUUAUCGAAACUGUCGGCCAAAUUGCUCGCCCGGAGGCCAUUCCUACAGACGUUGAAUCUGUCCGCUCGCCAUCUCAAUCUGCUGGAGUACCAAAGCAAAAAGCUGCUGGCCGAAAGCGGAGUGGCCAUACAGGCAUUCCGGGUACUCGAGGGCAAGAAGGACGAAAGUGUGCUGAAAGAUUUCAAUGUAAACGAGUAUGUCGUCAAAGCACAAAUUCUCGCUGGCGGCCGGGGUAAAGGUCACUUUGAUAACGGCUUCAAGGGAGGCGUCCAUAUCACUAAGGACCGCUCGCAGGUGAUCCCGCUGGUGGAGAAAAUGGUGGGCCACCGGUUGAUCACCAAGCAGACGCCCAAGGACGGCAUCAUGGUCAAAAAGGUCAUGGUGGCGGACAGUAUCAACAUCGUCCGCGAAACGUAUCUCUCGAUCGUGAUGGACCGGGAACACAACGGCCCGGUGCUGAUCGCAUCGCCCGCCGGCGGAAUGGACAUCGAAGCCGUGGCCGAAGAAACGCCCGACAAAAUCAAAACCAUUCCAAUUUCGGUAGUGGAUGGAAUCACUCAUGCCCAAGCGGAGGAAGUGGCUCGAUUCCUCGAGUUCAAAGGCGACCUGGUACAGAAGGCUGCCGCAGAAAUUGAAAAAUUGUAUCACCUCUUCGUCAAGGUGGACGCCACUCAGAUCGAGAUCAAUCCCCUGGCCGAAACGGACGAUGGCCGCGUGAUCUCCGUAGACGCUAAGCUAAACUUCGACGACAACGCUCAGUUCCGGCAGAAGGACAUCUUCGCGAUGGACGUCCACGAGGACACGGACCCGAAGGAGAUCGAAGCGCACAAGUACAACCUCAACUACAUCGCCAUGGAGGGCAACAUCGGAUGUUUGGUAAACGGUGCUGGGCUGGCCAUGGCCACCAUGGACAUCAUCAAGCUGAACGGUGGAAGCCCGGCCAACUUCCUGGACGUUGGAGGCAACGUCAAGGAGGACCAAGUGCUCAAAGCGUUCCAGAUCCUAACCUCGGAUCAGAACGUGAAGGCCAUCCUGGUGAACGUGUUCGGCGGAAUCGUUAACUGUGCCACCAUUGCCAACGGGAUCGUGAAUGCUACCAAAACCAUUGGGCUGAAGGUGCCGCUGGUGGUGAGGCUCGAAGGUACCAACGUGGAUGCCGCCAAGAAAAUCCUGAAGGAAUCCGGACUGAAGAUUGAAUCUGCACACGAUCUCGAUGAAGCUGCCAAGAAGGCGGUCAAGGUGCUGGGUUGAAGGCUUUGAAAACGGUUCCAAUCCGCGUGUCAUGUGGUUCAUUCCCUAUAGAUAGUCGAUUGUGGUUUACGGUAAGUGACUAAAGCCUUUUAUAUGACCUAGAUAUAUGUACAGUGUUACACAUCCGGAGUGAGUCCGGCGAUGAUAUCACAAGAACAAUAACGGAAACACCUCAAUAUCAAUGCAUUUUAGCCAAACAA
Molecule: messenger RNA, 1635 nt
Organism: Aedes albopictus (Asian tiger mosquito)
Lineage: Eukaryota; Metazoa; Arthropoda; Insecta; Diptera; Culicidae
Gene: ScsbetaG
Product: succinate--CoA ligase [GDP-forming] subunit beta, mitochondrial
Exons: 4
Coding region: 170-1435 (421 amino acids)
Biological process (GO): succinyl-CoA metabolic process; tricarboxylic acid cycle
Cellular component (GO): mitochondrion; succinate-CoA ligase complex
Molecular function (GO): succinate-CoA ligase (GDP-forming) activity; ATP binding
Source: RefSeq, a predicted model, not a curated record